Pomacea canaliculata is the source of this 476-nucleotide messenger RNA. RefSeq names its product orexin receptor type 2-like. Gene Ontology annotation, molecular function: G protein-coupled receptor activity. The coding region runs from base 38 to 415 and encodes 125 amino acids. The record is from RefSeq and is a predicted model, not a curated record. Gene Ontology annotation, cellular component: plasma membrane. Gene Ontology annotation, biological process: G protein-coupled receptor signaling pathway. Lineage: Eukaryota; Metazoa; Mollusca; Gastropoda; Architaenioglossa; Ampullariidae. The transcript has 2 exons.
GUGUGUGUAGAGCGAGCAGAACCGGCAGAUCACCAUCAUGCUGCUACUGGUGACGUGUACAUUCCUGCUGUUGGUGGGCCCCAUGGCCGUCAUCAUUGUGGUGGAGCGUGAGAUUGCUGGCUGGAUGCAGGCAUCCAACUACAACCAGGCCCUCUUCCACCUUGUCAGAACCAUCAUCAACAACUUGAGCUACACCAACCACGCCAUCAACUUCAUACUCUACUCUCUUAGCGGAAACCGGUUUCGCAGAGAAUUCACGCUUAUUUUUUGUCCGUGUUGCCUGAAAGAUGAGAAGGCUAACAAACAACAGGAAAAGAAAGAAAAGACGACAACUUGGACCACCGAGUCCCCGGGGACUUGUAUCACCGUCGUCUUGCCAGAUUCUACGUCAUCAGUGUACACAGUGAACGCGUGAACUUAAAGCACUGAACAUGUCGCUCUCAGCAUACAGAGCAACGUCCAGUGAUCCUCGCUCA